Myxocyprinus asiaticus (Chinese sucker) is the source of this 660-nucleotide messenger RNA. Its product is annotated as hyaluronidase PH-20-like. The record is from RefSeq and is a predicted model, not a curated record. NCBI's taxonomy places the organism in Eukaryota, Metazoa, Chordata, Actinopteri, Cypriniformes, Catostomidae. Gene Ontology annotation, molecular function: hyalurononglucosaminidase activity. The coding region runs from base 112 to 594 and encodes 160 amino acids. Gene Ontology annotation, biological process: carbohydrate metabolic process; hyaluronan catabolic process. Gene Ontology annotation, cellular component: acrosomal vesicle. The transcript is spliced from 3 exons.
AGUUGUGUGUGGAUGCCGCGGAGAACAGCGUGAAGCCUCCACACGCGCUACGUCUCCACAGUAAUGCGCUCAAAAAGCCAUGUGACAAAAUGCGCGGAUUGAUGGUCUCAGAUGCGGAGAUUUGCCACCCAGAUUGAGGCAGAUCUGAUCAGUACUAUAGGGGAGAGUGCAGCUUUAGGGGCCUCAGGAGCCGUGCUGUGGGGGGCCAGUGCUGAUUACAACAAUAAGGACUCAUGUGAAGCGCUGACUGCCUACUUGCCCUUCACCCUUAACCCUUAUAUAACUAAUGUGACAGCAGCCGCUAAACUCUGCAGCAGCAUGCUCUGUCAGGGCAACGGCCGCUGCCUGCGCAUGAACCCUCAAUCAAACGCCUACCUACACUUGAAUCCAAAACACUUUCAUAUAAUCCAGAAGAGCUGUGGAAAAUACAUUGCAAUUGGCACACCGUCCUUUAGUGACAUAAGCAAUUUUGUGGAAAACUUGUCUGCCCACCGCACACUGCCAGUUCACGUAAACACCUGUCAAUGCUAUGCGGGGCAAACAUGCUCUGCCAAAAUACCAGAGUCCCUCCCCAAAACUCCAAUAGUUAUUUGAGUGACUUAAAGCUGCACUAUGUAUGAUUUUUUGUUUAAAAAUGAACAAAUUGCCAUUACUGAUUGA